GUUUUUCCCCCCGAGACUCUGAAAGAAGACCGCAAUCCCAAUGUCCCAGUUUAAGCGUCAGCGGAUCAACCCACUUCCAGGGGGACGUAACUUCUCAGGCACAGCUUCAACAUCUCUUCUGGGUCCUCCUCCUGGUUUGCUCACUCCUCCUGUGGCCACAGACCUGUCCCAAAAUGCCAGGCACCUUCAGGGUGGGGAGAAGCAGCGGGUCUUCACUGGCAUUGUCACCAGCUUGCACGACUAUUUUGGGGUGGUGGAUGAAGAGGUCUUUUUUCAGCUAAGUGUGGUGAAGGGCCGGCUGCCCCAGCUGGGUGAGAAGGUGCUGGUGAAGGCUGCAUACAACCCAGGCCAGGCAGUGCCUUGGAAUGCUGUCAAGGUGCAAACGCUCUCCAAUCAGCCCCUACUGAAGUCCCCAGCACCUCCCCUUCUACAUGUGGCAGCCCUCGGCCAGAAGCAAGGGAUUCUGGGAGCUCAGCCCCAGCUGAUCUUCUGGUUUCUUCCUUCUGGUGAUGGCUCAACCUCCAGCGAUGACUAUGACUCCAAGAAACGCAAACAGCGGGCUGGUGGAGAGCCUUGGGGUGCUAAGAAACCAAGGCAUGACUUGCCUCCUUACCGAGUCCAUCUCACUCCCUAUACUGUGGACAGCCCCACCUGUGACUUCCUAGAGCUCCAGCGCCGUUACCGCAGCCUCCUGGUCCCCUCAGACUUUCUGGCUGUGCAUCUGAGCUGGCUGUCAGCCUUCCCUCUGAGCCAGCCCUUUUCCCUCCACCACCCGAGCCGUAUCCAGGUAUCUUCUGCAAAGGAGCCAGCUCCAGACACUGGUGCUGAGCCCGUCCCCGCAGACAGUGACCCCGCGUACAGUUCCAAGGUACUACUGCUCUCUUCCCCGGGAUUGGAGGAACUGUUUCGUUGUUGUAUGCUCUUUGUGGAUGACAUGGCUGAGCCAAGGGAGGCACCAGACCACCCUCUGAAGCAGAUUAAGUUUCUGCUGGGCCGGAAAGAAGAAGAGGCAGUGCUGGUUGGGGGUGAGUGGUCUCCUUCCCUGGACGGCCUCGACCCCAAGGGCGACCCGCAGGUGCUAGUCCGCACCGCCAUCCGCUGUGCACAGGCCCAGACCGGCAUUGACUUGAGUGCCUGCACCAAGUGGUGGCGCUUUGCUGAGUUUCAGUACCUGCAGCCAGGACCCCCGAAGCGGCUCCAGACCGUGGUGGUGUACCUGCCGGAUGUCUGGACCAUCAUGCCUACUUUGGAAGAGUGGGAGGCCCUGUGCCAGCAGAAAGCUGCAGAGGCAGCUCCCCUGGCCCAGGAGGUGCCCGUGGAAACAGAGCCUACAGAACAGGCAAGUGAGGCAUCGGAGCAAGGAGCGGACACCAAACAGAAUGCAGAGAACCCGGAGGCCACCACACAGCAGGAAGCGGACACGGACCUCCCAGAGGCCCCUCCCCCACCUCUGGAACCCGCUGUCAUGGCCCGCCCCGGCUGCGUGAACCUCUCCCUCCAUGGCAUCGUGGAGGACCGCAGGCCCAAGGAAAGGAUCUCUUUUGAGGUGAUGGUGUUGGCUGAGCUGUUUCUGGAGAUGCUGCAGAGGGACUUUGGCUACAGGAUUUAUAAGAUGCUGCUGAGCCUUCCCGAAAAGGUCGUGGCCCCACCUGAACCUGAGAAGGAGGAGGUGGCCAAGGAGGAAGAAGUGGCCAAGGAGGAGGUGGCCAAGGAGUCCAAGGAGGAGGUACAGAGUGAGGGCACAGCUGCCGAGUCAGACACCCCACCGAAGGAAGAUGGGGUUCUGCCCAAACCCCCAUCUUCUGGAGGAGAGGAAGAAGAGAAACCCCGGGCUGAGGCGUCGGAGGACCUCUGUGAGAUGGCCCUGGACCCGGAGCUGCUGCUGCUGCGGGACGACGGGGAGGAGGAGUUCGCAGGAGCCAAGCUGGAGGAUUCCGAGGUCCGUUCUGUUGCCUCCAACCAGUCAGAGAUGGAGUUCUCUUCCCUUCAGGACAUGCCCAAGGAGCUGGACCCCUCUGCCGUGCUCCCUUUGGACUGUCUUCUUGCGUUUGUCUUCUUCGAUGCCAACUGGUGUGGCUACUUGCACCGUCGAGACCUGGAGAGGAUCCUGCUGACCCUUGGGCUCCGGCUCAGUGCAGAGCAGGCCAAACAGCUGGUCAGCAGGGUGGUGACCCAGAACAUUUGCCAGUACCGCAGCCUUCAGUACAGCCGCUCCGAGGGCACGGACAGUGGGCUUCCUGAGGAGGUCCUCUUUGGAAACCUGGACCUGCUACCUCCUUCUGGGAAAAGCGCAAAGCCAGUAGCUGCCCCUCUGGAACACAAGGGCCUGGUGUCCCACAACGGCAGCCUGAUCCAUGUGGGGAACCUGCUGCAGCGUGCGGAGCAGCAGGACAGUGGGCGGCUCUACCUGGAGAACAAGAUUCACACACUGGAACUGAAGCUAGAGGAGAGCCAUCACCGCUUCUCAGCCACUGAGGUAACAAACAAGACGCUGGCAGCUGACAUGCAGGAGCUGCGCUCCCGGCUGGCUGAGGCCGAGGACACGGCCCGCACAGCUGAGCGGCAGAAGAACCAGCUUCAGCGGCUGCUGCAUGACUUCCGGAGGCGCCUGACCCCCCUGCAGCUGGAGAUGCAGCGAAUGGUUGAAAAGGCUGACAGCUGGGUAGAGAAGGAGGAGCCAGCACCUAGCAACUGAGGGCUUGACGCAGGAGCUGCCAUCCUGCGAGGUCAGCGAUGGAGCCUGCUCAAGUUAGAGCCCUUUGGUUCCAGAGAGAAGCUGAGCAGGACCUGGGAGCAGGCGGGGCAGCUGACCCGUGCUCAGCCUGUGGAGGGGAGCUCAGGCCGUCAGGUGGGGUCUGCCUGUGCUAUGUGGACGGACGAGUGAGGAACCGGUUCCACUUACAACUAAAUCCAACACCUGCACCCCUCGAAUGUCAUUUUGCCCUCCACCUUGGGGUUUCUCCUGGGGCCCUUUAGUCUUGUGCUUUCUCCUGUCCUCUUCCAGUUUAGAGUAAGACAGGGGAGGAAAAGGCUCUUUGACUAUGUCGUAAGGUCUGAUGCCAAUAAAUGAAGAAACAGACGUGGAGUCUGGCUGGGGUAAGCGCCCCUUCCUGUGAAUGGCACAGAUCCUGCUGGUCACAGGCACGGGUUCCUGGGGGAUGAGUGUCCUGGGGCCUGUGGAGGAAGGGAGUCGGUGCCAGCCAGCUCGCUGUUGGGCUGUCGGCCUGAGCACUGUCCGAGCCCCCCGGACUUGCCAGCAGGAACCAGCACUUCUGCCCCCGGCUCCGUGUUCAGAAUGUGGUAUUGGCUCUGGCCCAGCCUUUUUCCCGUUCCCCAUGAGUCUCACCUCUUUCCGUAAUCCGUGGUUUCAGUUUGACUUUGUACAUAAAGUUGUUUUUGUUUUUUUUUUGCUUUUGUUUUUUAAAUAAACCAAAGUAAAAACAAA
Messenger RNA from Myotis davidii, 3445 nucleotides. RefSeq names its product cell cycle and apoptosis regulator 2 (gene CCAR2). Gene Ontology annotation, cellular component: DBIRD complex; nucleus. Gene Ontology annotation, molecular function: RNA polymerase II complex binding. The record is from RefSeq and is a predicted model, not a curated record. The transcript has 19 exons. NCBI's taxonomy places the organism in Eukaryota, Metazoa, Chordata, Mammalia, Chiroptera, Vespertilionidae. The coding region runs from base 41 to 2695 and encodes 884 amino acids. Gene Ontology annotation, biological process: RNA splicing; regulation of DNA-templated transcription.